AUGCAUUCAUGUGAUCUUCAGAUACAACGUUCCAUUAUUUCGUUGGGCGUGAUGGCUCGAAUCCCUUCUGGACAAGACCUCUUGGAAGUGGCUGGCAAGUGGAGAAUCCUGCAUUCAAGUAAUGGAAAUAAAGGUAUCAAAACGAGGAGUUUGAAGGGAUAUUUCCGAGUUUGGUAUGAUGACGAUACGUGGAAACCAAUUCUGGCUCAACUAAAGAGUAAUCCACUUGUGUUCGAUGAAUUGACAAGAGCACAGUUCAUUGCCGAUGCAAUCGCUUUACAACAGUGA
Anisakis simplex (herring worm) is the source of this 288-nucleotide messenger RNA. The record is from the annotation of a GenBank genome assembly. NCBI's taxonomy places the organism in Eukaryota, Metazoa, Nematoda, Chromadorea, Rhabditida, Anisakidae.